CUGCUUCGAUUUCUGGAAAUCUGUCAGUGAGUUCUGUCUCCUGCUAUAGUCUCUCUCCCCCUCUGUGAAUCUCCCUCUCUUGAUCGAUCUGACUCUGAAAUUAAAUUCAACUACUUCAUCUCUGACUGCACGGGCCUUUUGUUUGUUUUCUCCUGGAAACUUCGAUUGAGAGAGAAAGAUGCGAGAACUCUCAAGUUUUAAACACAUCCCUUUGAUCAGAUCCUAAUCGUGCUUCUUCGUCUCGAGGCUGUUGCAUUUAUAAUUUUGCCUCGUUUGACCCUGGAUCUCGCCUUGAAUCCGGGUUCUUUAGCUGGGGGAAGAGCUCGAUUCGGGCUGGUGGAAGAUGGUGUUCAAAUCUAGAAUAAAAUGGAUUGCGCUUUUUGUUCUCAUCUUGUCAAUGGGAUCUCUGGUUGUUCAUCUCUCCAUCACCAAGUCUUCAGGUGUACAGUUGGCGUUUUCUGCAAGAGAUAACCUUUGGCAAGAUUUGUUAGGGGCACAGGAUUUUAGAAAUAAGCACUUAUGGCGGCCUGUUAAAUCGUUAGAGACCUUGCAGCCUUAUGCCAAUCCAAGAAAUAGUUAUCCUGCGCCCAGUUUAAAAAACAAUGGUUUCAUUUAUGCAAAGAUAUUUGGUGGAUUUGACAAGAUAAGAUCUUCUAUAUGUGAUCUUGUCACCAUAUCCAGGCUUCUAAAUGCUACUCUUGUCAUUCCGGAGCUUCAAGAAAGUCUUCGCUCUAAAGGCAUUAGCAACAAGUUCAAGAGUUUCUCCUAUCUUUAUGAUGAAGAGCAAUUUAUAGCCUUUCUUAAAAAUGAUGUUAUAGUUACAAAGGCCCUCCCUGAGAGCUUGAAAGCCGCAAGAAAAAGGAAUGAGUUCCCUCUUUUUAAGCCCAAAAACUCUGCAUCACCCAAAUUUUACCUGGAGGAUGUAUUGCCAAAGUUAAAGAAAGCUAAUGUUAUUGGAUUGAUCGUGUCUGAUGGGGGAUGCUUGCAGUCAACUUUGCCAGCUUCAAUGCCUGAACUUCAAAGAUUAAGGUGUAAAGUUGCCUUCCAUGCCCUCCAGCUUCGUUCAGAAAUCCAGGUGCUAGGCAAAAAGAUGGUUGACAGGUUACGUAAAUCAGGUCAACCUUUCCUAGCUUAUCACCCUGGCUUAGUGAGGGAAAAAUUGGCAUAUCAUGGUUGUGCUGAGCUUUUCCAGGACAUUCACAGUGAACUCAUCCAAUAUCGGCGGGCUCAGAUGAUUAAGCAGAAGAUGAUUUCAGAAGAACUUAAUGUAGACUCGCACUUGCGCAGGGACAAUGGCUUAUGUCCUCUCAUGCCAGAAGAGGUUGGAAUUUUGUUGAAAGCAUUGGGUUAUUCUCAAAAAGCGAUCAUAUAUUUAGCUGGUUCUGAAAUGUUUGGUGGCCAACGGGUUUUGAUCCCUCUGCGUGCUAUGUUCCCUAAUUUAGUGGAUAGGACUUCUUUAUGCAGCUUGGAGGAGUUAUCAGAUUUGGUUGGUCCUGAGAUACCUCUUCCAGAAAAUACAUUUGAAAUGCCUCCUCGAAAAAGCGAUAAGCAGCUCAAAGAAGAGUGGAACAAGGCAGGUCCCCGGCCUAGACCUCUACCUCCUCCUCCAGACAGACCUAUAUACCAGCACGAAAAAGAAGGAUGGUAUGGUUGGCUUACGGAGAAUGACACAGAACCAAUCCCUUCACCUAUGGAUCUUAGGAAUCAAGCACAUAGGUUACUGUGGGAUGCCCUUGAUUUUGUUGUUUCUGUAGAAGCUGAUGGGUUCUUCCCCGGUUUCAACAAUGAUGGUAGUGGGUGGCCAGAUUUUUCAAGUUUGGUGAUGGGUCAAAGGCUCUAUGAAAGGCCCUCUUCACGAACAUAUAGACUAGACAGGAAAGUUAUUCAAGAACUUUUCAACAUUACCCGUGAGGACAUGUACCAUCCUAACCGUAACUGGACACUUCGCGUAAGGAAACAUCUUAACUCAAGUUUGGGUGAAAGUGGGCUUAUCAGGCAGUCUAUGCUGUCGAAACCAAGGUCGUUUCUUUCGCAUCCACUUCCUGAAUGUUCAUGUAGAACAUCAGCCCUUGAUGAGUCCAGGCAAUUACGGAGUGAUGAUGGCAGAUUUCUCUAUGGAGGUGAGGAUGAGUGCCCUAAAUGGAUAAAAUCAGCUGGAGUGGAAAAGAGUAAAACUGAUGAUGGUGAUCAGCCUGAUUAUGAACAUGAUCUUCUCGCUGAACAGUCAGAAACUGAAGAAGAAUUUGCAAAAAGUAAAGUGGCUUCAGCGUUUGACCAGGAUGAAGAAUGGGAUCCUAAUGACUAGCGUGACAACUAUGCAAAUUCUGCUGUGAGUUGACAUUUGAUUUUUCCCAGAUUCUUUCAGGAAAGGCGAAGAAGGAAACAUACGGAGGUUUUAUUUAAUUGUUUUCUACAGUUCCCGGCUUUUUCCCCCUUUCUGAGAAUAAGCUUUUAGUGUUAUUCUUUUGUUAGUAGCUCCUUCGAAGUUAGUUGCAUACUCUAUACAUCGAAACCUUCUCAAAGAUACAAGUAUUGCCUCCAGACACUCUAUGCAUCGAAGGACAGACAACUUAUGCAGCAAAGGAUGUCUGUUAUGCUUCAUCCUUCUCUGAGGUCUUCCCUUGAAGCAAAUGUGAAGCUGGAGGUAUCUUUUGCUCUUCUUCUUCUCAUCAUUGUAAAUCUGAUUAAGGUUCAUAUUCAGAUUCUUUUAUCCCUUUUUCCCCCAAUAGUUUUUUUCUGGAUUUGUUUUGACAUACUACAGAUAUAAAAGAUAAAGGUAUAUUUCAACAGGAUUUUUAUA
Molecule: messenger RNA, 2800 nt
Organism: Capsella rubella
Lineage: Eukaryota; Viridiplantae; Streptophyta; Magnoliopsida; Brassicales; Brassicaceae
Product: protein EMBRYO SAC DEVELOPMENT ARREST 30
Exons: 11
Coding region: 344-2305 (653 amino acids)
Cellular component (GO): cytoplasm; chloroplast; Golgi apparatus
Source: RefSeq, a predicted model, not a curated record